UUGAAAGUCCAGGUAUCUAAAAACACUUUAUAAGUCGAAGUUAACGUAAAUUUUUUCAUCCAAAGGUAUCGUUAAGCAAAUUUAACCAGCUGUGACUGACAUAACUUGAAACGGACAAAAGGAUUUAAGACAGAAGUACAGUCUGAUUACCACUGCUUCAUAAAGAUGUCACUUACCAUGCAGCAGAUUGAGGAUUUCUGGCGUGUUGCCGACACUGAUAACAGCGGCGAUCUGACCAUACAAGAGCUAGCGGUUGCCAUCAGAAAGUAUAGCCGUGAUGUUUCUGACGCCGAAAUAGCUGGCAUGUUUUGUGCCGUCGACAAAGAUGAAAGCAAACGGAUGUCAAAAAGAGAAUUUAUAGCGGAAAUGAACGAACGACAAAAACGAGCAGUCGCAAUGGAAAAACUAUUUAAGCAGUAUGACAAAGACGGCAGUAAGACCUUAAGCAGAGGUGAACUUAUCGAAAUGAUUAGGAGUUGUUUCCCAGAGGAUCAAGCGAAUUAUGUCGUCGGAAAAUUCCUCUGUUAUUGUGACAAUGGAGACGGGAUCAUAACAUUCGGCGAAUUCAAAAAAUUUUUCGGAUAGAAAUUUAGAUGGAUAUUCGGAUAAAUUUGAUUUGGACAGUUAUUAAGAAAUGCUUGCUAUCCUGGUGGAGAAUAGGGAACAGUGAGCAUACAACGGCUUUCAAUAUUAUGUGUAUAUAUGCAAAUGCUUUUAGAAGACAUAGAUAAUUUGUUCUGUAAAUAUACAAUACAGACUACAGUUGCGUGUAAAUAAACGAAAACACAUCCAGACUUCAUCUUAGGCAAUUUCAUGUCAAGUUUGAUGAGAUCAUUUCACAUGAUGGGAAAGUAGUUGCUGAAUAUCUAACCUAACGUGCAAGCUUUCAUAUCAUUGGCUUAAGAAACAUAUUUUGGAAUUGUGUAGUAGGAAGUGAUGUCCGUCGGUAUUGGCAUUUUCCGUGAGUGAUCGGAUAGAAUAUUUUUACGAUCUGAUGAAAAAAAAUCAAUUAUAGGAAAGUAAAAAAAAAUUCUUUUCGGACUUAAUGCAUUUUUUGAAUGUGCAUAUUUUUAUGUUGUCUUCUUUUCAUCAUAAUAUAUAAUAACCCAGUUUUAUUGUUUGUUUUAUAGGAUAGUUUAAUACAUGUUUUAGGUGCUUAACUUGUAUCACACAAAAAUGCAAUUUAUAAUAUAUUUCUUUGAAAAUAAAUGUCAUGCUUGCAAA
Messenger RNA from Mercenaria mercenaria, 1224 nucleotides. RefSeq names its product calcium-binding protein SPEC 2A-like. Lineage: Eukaryota; Metazoa; Mollusca; Bivalvia; Venerida; Veneridae. Gene Ontology annotation, molecular function: calcium ion binding. The record is from RefSeq and is a predicted model, not a curated record. The coding region runs from base 166 to 585 and encodes 139 amino acids. The transcript is spliced from 4 exons.